Messenger RNA from Acanthosepion pharaonis, 756 nucleotides. Lineage: Eukaryota; Metazoa; Mollusca; Cephalopoda; Sepiida; Sepiidae. The record is from the annotation of a GenBank genome assembly.
AUGACUCAGUCUGCACAGCGCAAGAGAACCAGUUUAAUCAGCGACUAUGAACAAAUGCAUAAUGCCAACAUUGCAGAUAAUAAACUUGUGUUAGCACGGCUUUUAGCUGAAUUCCGAACAGAAGUCCCCGUUGAAGAGAAACGUCCCCGCAAAAUCCGUAAAUUUUUAGAUAAAAAUGACGAUACGUUUGUACGCCGCAAUCCAACUCGUAGCAGCCGAAGUUCUUAUGGGUUGACCUCCUUGCCACCAGCCACUCGAUCCCGGCGGGGUUCUGUAUCAUCCACCGUUUCCUCCUCUUCUUCCUUGUCUUCCGCAUCACCUGCUGUUUCACCUGAAAAACUUUUCAUUCGAUUCCCAUUUUUCAAAAAACCCACCAGCUCAGAUACUGACUCUAUAGACUACAUUGAUGACUCAGCAGAUUCUGCUGAACACUGUCUUCCGGACAAUCGUAGAAUGGCCAGGGUUCCCUCCCAAAACAAAUCCGCUGAAGAAAUUACAGAAGAAGAUUUGGCGUUAGUUGCUCAUUUUGUCAGUGAGAAAAAAUAUGACAGUUAUUGUGGUACUACAUGUCACCAGUGUCGACAAAAGACAUCAGAUAUGAAGACCAUAUGUCGGUCAGAAGCUUGUUUUGGAGUAAGAGGCCAGUUUUGUGGUCCUUGUUUGAGAAAUCGAUAUGGAGAAGAUGCUACUACUGCCUUAAAGAAUCCAAAUUGGGUAUGUCCUCCCUGUCGGGGAAUUUGCAACUGCAGCUUUUAA